Molecule: messenger RNA, 411 nt
Organism: Suhomyces tanzawaensis NRRL Y-17324
Lineage: Eukaryota; Fungi; Ascomycota; Pichiomycetes; Serinales; Debaryomycetaceae
Gene: PGA26
Product: Pga26p
Exons: 1
Coding region: 1-411 (136 amino acids)
Source: RefSeq, a predicted model, not a curated record
AUGAAGUUCUCCUCCGCUCUCACCACCUCCGCUUUCGCAUCCAUGGCCAUGGCUGGUGCCAUCUCCAACAGCACAGUCGUGGUCACCCACGUCACUGUCACUGGCUACACCACCUACUGCCCAGAACCCACCCAGGUCGUCAUCACCAAGUGUGCCGAACACGUUUGUGCCCCAACCACCAUCACUGUCACUGAAGCCAAGACCGUGAUCGUCGAGGAACCAUGUCUCGUUCCAGCCACUUACACCUCUCACGUCGCUGCUCCAACCACCGAUGCUCCUGCUGUUGCUCCUCCAGCCACUUCCAGUGCUGUCAAGACCAACGCUGCCGAGGUCCACACCUGGGACAACGGUGCUUCCAUGAACGUUGCCGGUGUUGCUGCUUUCGUGGGUGUUGCCCUCGCCUUAGUCUAA